Messenger RNA from Physella acuta, 1835 nucleotides. RefSeq lists its product as uncharacterized. Gene Ontology annotation, cellular component: cytoplasm. Gene Ontology annotation, molecular function: protein serine/threonine kinase activity; ATP binding. NCBI's taxonomy places the organism in Eukaryota, Metazoa, Mollusca, Gastropoda, Physidae. The record is from RefSeq and is a predicted model, not a curated record. Gene Ontology annotation, biological process: protein phosphorylation.
AUGUAUUUGGGCACUUUAAAAGAUUUAAUCUUACAGAAAUGUGACCCAAAGGAAGAAAACAAUUUAGAACCAGUCCUCAGUUUGAAACAGAUCUCUUUGUACAUUUGUCAGAUACUAGAUGGACUUCAAUACAUUCAUGAACGUUCUAUAGUUCAUAUGGAUAUAAAAGCUGAUAAUAUUUUAAUGGAAAAUUACUCCAAAAUAAGAAUUGCUGACUUCGGGGUCUCACAAACGGGCUUACAAAUAACAAAUAUUGAAAAUGGAACUCCACAUUGGAUGGCUCCUGAGAUAAUAAAUUCAUUGCCUUUUGACUCCAAGGUUGAUGUAUGGAGUCUUGGCGCUACAGUUGUUGAGAUGGUUACAGGACACAAACCAUUCCAUAAAAGUAGUUCAGCAAACGUGUUAUUUAAAAUAUCUACGUUAACACAAGUUCCAUCAGAGCUGUUAGGAUCUACGUCUGGUUCACUCAAAGAUUUUUUGACUCAAACAUUUCAAGUCGAUCCAAAUAUUCGUCCUACCGCUGAAGAACUGUUGAAUCAUGACUUUAUUUUAGAAUUCUCUCAGUGCAAUCAAGAAUGCAACGAUUCUGACGGAGAAUUAGAUGCUUCAAACGAUAUUAAACAGAACCAACACGUACACUGCAAAUUGUUACAGCGAUUUAAUUUAUGCAAUAAGAAUCCAGAUCACAGAGAUUUUAUUCAAGUUCAAAGGUUAACACUUAAUCAACUGCCCGCACAAGAUACUCAACUUCUAAAACUUGUUAAAAAUUUAGCAGCCUUGACUGUCAAAGUACAAGUCUUAUUCGAUACAGAUAAAUAUGGGACUGGGUUCGUCAAUUCUGUCGAUAUCUACAAUGACGUUGAUGACGACAAAUGCCCAUGUCCGGCAUGUUGUGAAACAGCAGCGCCUUCAACAUCGUGGGCAAUUUUUUACAUCAUUACAUCAACACAGCUGGUGUCUGGUGAUUCUGAAGCUCGACAUACAACCUGCUUUGUUAAUCACGAUGGUUCUCACAAUAUCAAAGAACUUAUAGGACUAAAAACGUCCAUCACAUCAAAGAAGCGAGACAGAUGUGUAAUGGUCUGUUACUCUCACGAUAUUCAACUGGCGUACACGUUAAAAUUUAAGCUUCGAAAUUACAGCCGUCUAUGCAAGAAAAUGUAUAAGAAAUACAAUACUGAUGAAACUGUGAAUAAAACUGUUUUAAUGAUUUCACAUCCUCAUGGUGCUUCAAAACAUUUAACGCUGGGGAUGUUGGCAGACAGACAGAAACAACAAAAGAAGUUCAGCUCCCGACUGUACUAUACCAACCCUUCAUGUAACGGUUGUGUUGGAGCCCCCGUAUAUGUUAUAGGCUUGAAACCUUACUCAACUAAUUACACCCACAGUGGCGUGACUAAGGAGCGUGACGCCAACUGUAGCAGCUCAUGGUAUUGUUGACAUUACUUCAAAAUUUAACUUAUUUCAAGUAAUUAAUAUUACAAUUAAAAUAUAAUGUAUGUUGCAGUGCACAUUUUCUGAUAUGAAUGAUACAAUCUUUGUUCAAUUUGAUAUGUGUUAGAAUUUAAAUAACAAAUAAGAUAUCAAUAGAGUUAACAAAAUUUUGUAUCAUGUGCAUUAAUUAUCAAUUGAAGAUUACUAAUAUGAGAAGGUAAAAUAUGUCUAAAAAUUGUCUUGAAGUAUACUUUGAAUAAAUCAAAAUACAAAACGGACAAAAGCGAGGAAAUUAUGUGAGUGCAUCCAUUUAUCAAAACGUGUAAUAUGUAUACUUGUAAACAUGCAUUUAACAUAUAGGCCUAUAUAUAUAUAUAUAUAUAUAUAUAUAUAUAUAUAUA